Molecule: messenger RNA, 5026 nt
Organism: Salarias fasciatus (jewelled blenny)
Lineage: Eukaryota; Metazoa; Chordata; Actinopteri; Blenniiformes; Blenniidae
Product: multiple C2 and transmembrane domain-containing protein 2-like
Exons: 22
Coding region: 240-2852 (870 amino acids)
Biological process (GO): regulation of neurotransmitter secretion
Cellular component (GO): synaptic vesicle membrane
Molecular function (GO): calcium ion binding
Source: RefSeq, a predicted model, not a curated record
GUCGGUCCAGUCCUCGUUGAGAGCCGCUCAGCUCUCUGAUAGUUUUGCUUCCAGCGUGUUGCUCAGCCAUGAGAGCCGCCGGGCCUGGAGCGCAGUGACCGACCCCGGAGGACUGUCCUCAGGCCGCUGCGGACGCUGGGCAGGUGAGCUCCACACCCCCCUCAGCCUGCUGGCUGGCUCCUGCCAGCACCUGCCAGUGAUGUCCAGGCAGUAGAGACAGACUCCGCCCCCCUCCCACCAUGGACUCCAAGAAGCCGGGCGUGCUGCGCCAGCUGCGCCACAAGAUGCUGCCGCGCCUGCGGCGUGGAAAGGCGAGCUCAGCGAAGUCCGCCGUCCCCACGGAGCACGCCUUGGACCAGCGCAUGAGCGCCUCCGUCCCCGACAUGAGGGACAUGAGGCAGGAGUACGCCCGGGGGUCCUCCGGCACACGACGCGCCGCGCCCGGCUCCAGCACGCCCACCACGCCGCCGGCCGAGGUGGAUGGUCACCGGGGAGGCGGCGGGCGGGCCGUCGUCCCGGGAGGCGUCCGAGGCGCCGCCCAGAGGACUGAAAACAGACUGAGCGUGCCCACGGACACCUGGGACUGGGCGUCCUCGCAGGAGUCCUUCGGCACUGCAGAGGAGCAGACGCACCGCAGGCCGGAGGGAGGCAUGGAGCCCGAGGAGCUGGGCCUGCCCGAGAUCAUGACCCUCUGCACCCCGGAGCCCCCGGCCGAGGAGCCCCCGCCCGAGGAGCCCCCGCCCGAGGAGCCACCGCAGAGUGAGAUGGGUAACGCGGCUCUGGGUGCGUCGGAACCCAGCCAAGACCUGAGCCGCUCCUUCUUGCUGACGGUCAACCUGAAGGAAGGACGCAACCUGGUCAUCAGGGACCGCUGCGGAACCAGCGACCCGUAUGUGAAGUUCAAACUGGACGGGAAAACAUUUUACAAAAGCAAAGUGGUGUACAAAAACCUGAACCCUGCCUGGAAUGAGACCUUCUCCCUGCCGGUGAAGGAUCUGAACCAGAAGCUGUACAUCAAGGUGUACGACCGCGACCUGACCACCGACGACUUCAUGGGCUCCGCCAGCGUCCUGCUGUCCGACCUGGAGCUCCACAAGGUCACCGAGCUGUCCCUGGCCCUGGACGACCCCAACAGCCUGGAGGAGGACAUGGGCGUGGUGCUGCUGGACUUGAGUCUGUCCCUCAGAGGCAGUGACAGCAAGAGAGCCCAUAGGUGGCCCCAGAUACGAAAACGAAGCGUUAGGUCAGGAGGCACGUCUCAGAGCGUCCGUCUGUCCGACGCCGUGAGGAAGAGCCAGCUGUGGAGCUCGCUGGUGUCGGUGACCCUGGUGGAGGGUCAGGACCUGCCGCUGGACAACCCCGCCGGCGACUUCUUCGUCCGCUUCGCGCUGGGAGAGCAGCGAUACAAGAGCAAGAAUCACUGCAAAGUCAGCAACCCUCAGUGGAGGGAGCGCUUCACCCUGAACCAGUUCCUGGACCGAUCCCGGGUCCUGGAGGUGGAGCUGUGGUCUAAAGAAGGGAGGAGGAAUGAGGAGUGCAUGGGAACGUGUGAAGUGGACCUGUCCGGCGUCCCUGUCAAUCAGAGGCAGCUGGUCACACACACCCUGACCCCGGGCAGAGGGAGUCUGCUGUUCCUGCUCACAGUGAGCUCCUGCAGCAGCGUCUCCAUCUCCGACCUGAGCGCCGCGCCGCUCGACGACCCCCAGGAGCUGCAGAACCAGCAGCAGAACUACAGCUUGAGGCGGUCUUUGGAGAACCUGCAGGAUGUGGGAUUCCUUCAGAUCAAAGUGAUCAGAGCUGCAGACCUGCUGGCUGCUGAUCUGAACGGAAAGAGUGACCCGUUCUGCGUCCUGGAGCUGGCCAACAACCGCCUGCAGACCCACACGGUCUACAAGAGCCUGAACCCGGAGUGGAACCAGGUCUUCACCCUCCCCGUCAGAGACGUCCACGACGCUCUGCUGGUGACGCUCUUCGAUGAGGACGGAGACAAGGCGCCAGACUUCCUGGGAAAAGUCGCCAUCCCUCUGCUGUCGAUCCGCAGGGGACAGCAGAUCACCUUCCCGCUGAGGAAAGAGGACUUGGGUAGGCUGACGAAGGGCAGCAUCACUCUGGAGCUGGAGGUUAUUUUUAACCCUGUCAGAGCCGGUCUGAGAACCUUCCAGCCCCGCGAGUGCAGGUUUGUGGAGGACAAUCCCAAAUUCUCCAAAAAGGCCCUGGCCAGGAACGUGCUGCGCGUCCAGACGCUGUACCGAGCCGUCACGGCCACUCUGCAGUACGUCAAGAGCUGCUUCCAGUGGGAGAGCGUCCAGAGGAGCCUGCUGGCCUUCCUGGUGUUUCUAGUCACCGUGUGGCACUUUGAGUUUUACAUGCUGCCCUUCUCGCUGGCGCUGCUCCUCUCCUGGAACUACCUGCAGAUCAGCUCUGGACGCGUCAGCCCCGACGUGGACAGCAUGGACUUGGCGGAUGAGGACGAGGAUGAUGAGAAGGAAUCGGAGAGGAGAGGGCUGAUCGAGAAGAUCCACAUGAUCCAGGACACCAUCCUCACGCUGCAGAACCUGCUGGACGAGAUCGCCUGCUUCGGGGAGAGGAUCAAAAACACCUUCAACUGGUCCGUGCCGUUCCUGUCGGGCCUGGCCCUGCUGGUCUUCCUCUCGGCGGCCGUCCUCACGUACUACAUCCCGGUUCGCUACGUGGUGCUGCUGUGGGGCAUCAAUAAAUUCACCAAGAAAUUACGGAACCCGUACAGCAUCGACAACAAUGAGGUGCUUGAUUUCCUGUCGAGGGUGCCUUCAGAUGUGCAGAAGGUUCAGUUCUCUGAGCUCAGAAGCAGCAGGAAGAAGAAGAUCUCAUAGGAGAAGGUCUUCCUGAGCGGCUGGAGGAGGAAGCUGCUCUUCACACAUGAACUGUCUAUCAACCUCGACCCUCGGCUGGUUAACCGGCUCCUCGGCUGGUUAACCCGCUGCUCGGCUGGUUAACCCGCUCCUCGGCUGGUUAACCGGCUCCUCGGCUGGUUAACCGGCUCCUCGGCUGGUUAACCCGCUCCUCGGCUGGUUAACCGGCUCCUCGGCUGGUUAACCCGCUGCUCGGCUGGUUAACCGGCUCCUCGACACCUUAACAAAUUUUAGUUUUCUUCCUCUAAAUGUCGUCCGUUGUGUGUGUUUGUAGUUUUACUGUUCUUAUACGUAUGAAGAUUUUUAUACUCCACGGUUUAUUGCUCGACGCAUUAAAAGAUGAGAUGUUCGUCCCUGGGCUUAAAGCCGUGUCCCUGUUGUUUCCAUGACUUUAACUCCAGCUCAGUCUCAUUGGAAGGAAAGCUUUACUAAACAGGAGUAAAGCCAGAAGUGCUCAUGUCUCCCUUUGAUCAGAGGUAGCUGAUCCACGCUCCUCAGUGAUGUCAGAGUGGGGGGUUGGGGGGUUGACGGUCAUUAAUGAAGAGUGCGUCCUUCAUUUCUAAGGCCAAUCAAUGUGGCAGUGUGGCUCUUCUUCUCUGAGCCUUGAUGUUGUUCCCAGCUCCACUCUCCUCAUUAGGCCCCCGGCCCCCCCCCGGCCCCCCACGGCCCCCACCAGGCUGACGGGCACUGGCCAGCCCUCUGCGACCUGCUAUCAGCUGCUGUGAAGAGACGCUGCCCGCGGCCAGCAUCCAGCAAGACUGUCCACCAGCAGCCUCCUGACCAGGGCGGCCAGAGGAAGGACAGUCCACCUCCUUCUGUCUUCAGCCGGUUCCAGUCCUGCCUCAGUGGGUGUAGCCGACCGGGGACGGUCCUGAUGGAGUCAUUUGCUGAAAUGCAGAACUGUCUGCAGCACAGAUGCUGUGGAGAACACACACUAACCUGCAUUUCUCUCUUCUAGGUAUAAUGUUGACUUCAGUAUGCAAUAUUAAUAACUUGCUGUCAAGGACGCCGCAAGGACGUCUAGUCUGACGCUUAUAGGCCGCCAUGAAUAUGUAUAGACGACGAGUGGCUCCAGAAUUACCAAGUCAAAUCUGGGUUCACACGUGGGAGCCAGUGCGAUAUGGCACGUGCAUCACGGCGAGCGCCGGUCGGCCCGCCGCUCUCUGUGGACUGGUUAGAACCCUGGAGCCGCUCGGAGAGCCCUAUCGAUGCGAAUGUCUUUGAGUCGCAAACUGAACGUGGAGUCGGGAAGCUCCGGGUUUAAUGACCGAAAAGCCCCGUGGCUGGGAUUCAACCCACUGCUCUGUCAAAUAUUCCGCUGAACACAUCGUUGAUCUCAGCGGCAGCAGCCGGAGGAUGAUCACUGCUUUUAUCAGCUUCACUUCUCAGACUCGGACUGUCGUGUUCUCUGUUGCAGUGUUUCCUUAACAAAACAGCGAACAUGUUUCAGUGAUGCACGAGAAGGAAGGACGCCUGUCUGUCUGGCUGUCAAACGACGUGCAGUUCUAUCUUACCGGGAAGCUGAUCAUAAAUGAUGCCCUGUUCGAACGGAGCUGAGUAAAUAAGGAGAAAUGAGCUUUUAAUGGUGAAACUUUUCAAACAGAGAAUCUAACAAACACAAGAUGCAGAGAGAUGAUGCCUGUUUGAUGAAGGGUGAACGUGAGGUGCUGAUUGGCUCCAGUGUGCUGCUGCUUCAUCCAAACCGGACCGAAAGCGGCCGGUCCCGCCUCGCCUCUCCUCCGGUUCCUCCUUCAUCUCCGGCGCCUCAGACCGUCCAGCUGCUGAAGUGUUUUCAGCAAACCAGAGCAGCUCAGGCCGGACCUGAGCUGAAGCAGAGAGUUUGACCGAGUUAAAAGAAGAGACGGGGUCUGUGUCUUUGGGACUGGGACAUGAUGGACCACAAUGUUCUUUUGAAGCUCAAUUCCUCUGAGGAGAGCUGGCAGCAUCUCCGGUCGAUUAGCAGGAGAUCCUUGUUGCUUUUCUAAACCUAGAUCUUUAUGUAUGAGGCAUUUUACAUGUAUUUUUCUCCUUCAGACUAAAGGAGCUGAAGUCUUGGUUGUUUUUUGGCUGUUGGAAUGCAUGGAAUGCAUCUGUUCUUUUCAGAGGUUCAAAUGAAAUUCUACAGGAAAUAAAUA